Amyelois transitella is the source of this 2031-nucleotide messenger RNA. RefSeq lists its product as uncharacterized. Gene Ontology annotation, molecular function: DNA binding. NCBI's taxonomy places the organism in Eukaryota, Metazoa, Arthropoda, Insecta, Lepidoptera, Pyralidae. The transcript has 2 exons. The record is from RefSeq and is a predicted model, not a curated record. The coding region runs from base 332 to 829 and encodes 165 amino acids.
AGCGUGGUGACGUGCGAUUGUGCUGACGCGUUAGUGGAUAAAGAUAACCAGAUUUCCUUUUCAGUCAUAUUUGCUCGAGUUGAACAAAGGAUCUAGAUAAUUAGUUGUGGACAAAAAUAGACGUCGCGGGCCCUGGGCCAGGUGACGUCACGCGCCAGGGCCGGCGGCGGGGCAAGACGGGCCCCGCGCCAGUGCCGCGCGCGCCGUCCGCCUGGCCGCACGCUGUCGUCUCCGCACCAGCCAGCCACCAGACCUACCUGUCUGCGCCUCCACACCCCCGCCCGCCGCCGCACACCCGUCUCCGCAUCUAACACAUGCCCGUACUGACACAAUGGUUAGAAAGUAUGAAAGAAUGAGUGGACGACAAUCUUGGAAUGAAGAGGACAUGGCGAGGGCCGUGGCUGCCGUCGUGUCAGGUAAGAUGGGCUACAAACUGGCCGCCAGGACUUACCACAUCCCGAGGUCGACUCUUCAGAGGCGAGCCAGCAAAAUAAGGUACACACAACCUGACGAACCUAAGCCCUUAAUGGGGCAUUACAGAAGAGUCUUCACUGAGAGUCAGGAAAAAGAUUUAGUUGGUUAUAUAAAAAGCAUGGAGAAAUAUUUUAUGGGAGUCUCCCGUCGGGAUAUAAGAGAACUAGCCUUCCAAUAUGCUGAAGAUAACAAUUUAAAUCAUCCAUUUGACAUGAACAGCAGAAUGGCUGGUGAGGAUUGGGUGAGGAACUUCUUGAAGAGAAAUCCGGAACUAUUAGAGAAGUCAGAGAAGGAAAGAGAUAUGGAACCGGUAAACUUUGAUCAGUUCUAUCACUUCAUGUUUCAACUGUCGUGACUGCGAGACCGUUAGUCUAGUUCCACUUGGGAAAAUUAUACCGAGGAACUUGAUGAAAGGAUCCAAACUGAGAAUUUUUCGUCAUAAUUAUUUUAAAUCUCAACAAAAUUAUUUUAAUAGAUAUUGCAUAACACAAUCGUAAUUAUAAUUGGUUCGGAUAAAAACAAAUAAAUAGAUUUUUUAAAAUUUUGAAAUGUAUUGGAUAGUGUAAGGGAUAAGCUCAAAUAUGAAUAAUGAAUAGAUAUUUAUAACAAUUUUUAAUUUUAUUGAUCAUAAGUAUAAACAUUUGAAGAUAUUGCUGCUGCGGAACUAUUAAGUACUUAUUUACUUAACAACGUCACAAAUAAAAAUGUUUGUUAAUUGCUAUUUAUAGUUUAAAUCCUGUUGUAUAAUGAACGUAUAAACGACUUGCUAAAAUUAAGGGCUGUGAUAGUAGAAAAAGGGAGUAUUUUUAUCGUAUCUGUUCUUAGCACAAAUUAGUACCGAAUGUAAAAAUUUGAACCCUUAGAUUUUGGAUAUGUAUUAAUAUAAAAUAAAAAGACAGGUGAACUGUUAAUGAUAUAACAAAGAUAAGAUAAAAAAAUCGCGUAAUCAAUAAGUAGGCGGAAAGACAAAGAUAGAUAGAAAAUGAUUAUUUUAAUAUUUGUUGAAAUAUUUUGUAUCCGUAUUAUAAGCCUACAAAUAAUUGUAAUUGAUUUAUAAUCACUAAACACUUAAUCUUAACAAAAUAUUGCAGUAUUGCAAAAGGUAACAUGUUACACAUUAAAUCAAUCAUUAACAUACCUAGGUAUUAAAUCAAGGAUAUUAAAAUUAAAAAACUGUACUAACAAGAUGCCUUCAUGCUAACCGACAAUUCAAUUGUAUGUUUAUUUUUCAUAAUUUUUGAUAUUUAACGUUUAGUUUCAUAUUUAUUUAUCAUUUUUUAAAGUAUCGUAGCAAAGAAAUCUGUUAACGAUUGAUUUGGCAAUGUCGAAUCAAGGUUGCAUCUCCAGCGUGUCGGAAUAAUACCUACUAGUAAAAUUUAUGUGUAUAUUAAAAUAAAAUAUCGCUAUCACAAUAUAUGUAUUUGUAUGAGGCUAAACGUAAUAAUUGUAAAAUUAGUUUUUCUGUACCAACAAUAACAUAUUUUAUACGAUCGAAGUAGUAAUAGCCAAAGAUAGCCCGAAUAAACAAUGUAUUUUGAACAUAGUUUCCGGUAGUAA